AUGUCGCGCAUCAUGGUACGGCGCGGCAAGCCCAGGUUGAGCGGCAGCGCCAGGGCGUUCAUUUCGCCGCGUGCAGCGCGUCGCCUGGCAGGCAUCCUUGAUGAAAUGUGGUGGGUGAACAAGUUCUUCGACGCGCUGCAAUUUCGUCGGGGUCGCGUCGUUUUCUGGCUGCGAUUCGCUGCUGUCGCGAGGGCGGUGAUGCGCAUGGCGCCGGGCGAGUUUGGCCGCGAUUUCUCCGCGGCCACAGGCGUCGCGCGCAGCCAGUCGGCCGAGCGCUUCGCAGCGUGCUCGCCGCGCGCCACGAUCCUGGACGCGAUGGCGCACCACUGCAGCAGCGAGAGGCCGCCCAUCGCCCCUUCUCAAUUCGAACGACGGCCGCAUGCCCGUGAAGUAUCUGAGGGGGCGCAGGGUCAUCCCGCCAGCGAGCGCGCGCCAGAUGGCUCCGGGCAUGGCCCAGGGCAGGGGAAACGCCUGGGGCCAUGGAUCUCCGACUUCGCAGCCGUGUCCGGUCGGCGCGAGAAGCGCUCGCCGCGCCUCGAGACGCUGGCGGCGCCGCCGCGAGACAAGGGCGCCUGCCGGCAGCAGCAGCGCAGACGGCAUUCGGAGGGCCAGAGCCCAGAGUUUGCCCCGCGGCGGUUUUUCAUCAAGGCGCGCGUUCCGCAGGAGCUGCGGAAGACCAUGGCGGGCGCCGAUUUCGCGACCGUCGACUCCAUCGCGGCGGCGUCCUCCGAUGCCCUGGCCGAUUUCACCGCCGUCCUGGGCGCCGCCGCGCUCGGGGCGGCAGGGCCAGAGAAGGCCGCGCCCCCGACCCUCCUCGCGGCCCUGCGGGGGAAGUGCAGCGCGCCAGCGUCCGCGCGGGACUCGCGGCGCUCGCGCCUGGAGGCAGGCGCGCUCUGCAUCCUGAAGACGGGCUUCGGUGGCUACGACCGGGCGCGGACGCGCCUCAAGAUGGCUCACCCAGACAUCGCCCUCGCUGACUUCGCGGAGCCGAACGUGCGCCUCUGCGCGUGCGCUGCACGUCUCUACGUCGCCCGCGAGUGCAUUCUGCCCCGCGGGCUGGCGGAGGUGCACUUGCGCUCGGACGCCAUCGUCUCCAAGUCCGACAUGGCGACCGCUCCCAAGGUGCCUCUGCGGAUCUCUCAGGUCGACGAGCCAGCCUGGGCCUGCCUGGAGGAGGGCGCGCCUGACAGGAUCUACGACGCUUUCUGGGUCGCCCUGGAAACCCUGGGCCAUUGCAGCGCGCCCUUGUUCGCGAAGCGGGGCCUCGGUGGCGGGUGCUCCGACUUCGCGGGCGGGCCCUUGGGCUUCUUCGUCGAGCUCGAGGAGCGGGGGCGCAUGAUGCGCGAGCGCCUGGCGGAGCAGCGCGAGCUGUGCCCCGCUGCCCCCCUGCCCUCGGAGGCGAUGGACAACCGCGCGCGCCUGCGGGGCAAGGCUCGCCGGGCGGCGACGGAGGCUGCCCUCCGCGACGCGGGCGCGAGCGCAAGGGGCAGCGCGGCGGAGAAGCGGGCGCGCGAGGAGGGCCGCGACGGGGGCCGGUCGGACCGCGCCGCCAGGGGCACGAGCAGAGGCGCGCGCCGGCGCUUGCAGCGAGCGGCGGCCCGAGCACAGGCCGCGGGGCCCGCCGAGCCGCAUGGGGCAGGCGAGUGCUCGCGCCGCGGAGGCGAGCGCUACGCGGCAGCGCCGGGCUCGCGCCCGCGCGCCCCGCGCGACCUGGCGCCGCACUUCCGACCGACGCGAUCUGCGUCGGAAGGGGCGCGCCUGGUGGAUUGGAACGAUCGGUGCUGCAUAUCCCGCGGCCAGUUCGCAGCUGCCCGUCGCGCCCAGGCGCGCCUGCGCGACUGUCCUGGCCUGGUGCGGAAGCUGCGGGGGCUGCGAGGCGCGCGGUCCUUAUGCCGCUUCUCUCUUGACGAGAUGCGUCAUGCUGACGCGUUUAUUCGGGGUCUCGACAGGGCUUUCGGCAUCGCAGACCAGGGCGAUUGCGAGCUCGGCGGGUUCGCCCACCUGGCCCUCCUCCGUGAGAUGCAGCGUGCCGCGGGCGGCGUCGUUGCGCAGUGCUGCGACGAGUUUUCGCAGGGUUUGUCCAGUGUGGGGCGGGCCCACCUUUCGCGCUGGCAGCCAGCUUGCGACCCCGCAACGCUGGUAACCAGGGCUUGGGAAGUCAGGGGGCCGAUCGAGACUGAGCUGGCCAAGUCCAGCGGCACGCGGCGCGCCGACGCGAAUUGGGUGACACCCUGGGCGACAGAGGUCGGGGCGCAUGCGCUGGGCCGAUCUACAGGCACAAGGACGUGGCUCGACACGCAGGAACACCCGACAGGAUUGCCAUGGAGAGGUUCGGCGUGGCCCAGAAAAAGCCAGACUCGCGGAGUGGACUACGCCGCGCCCGCAGCCGAGGCCGCCUGCGCCACGGAGAUCGCUCUGACCGCAGAUGCUCACACAUGGCUCGGCAUUGACUUUUCAACCAGUAGGUUGCAGGCAGGGCAGGACAUCGACGCGCUGGGCGCGUCCAACUUUUUCGCGAGGGGGCGCCCGCGCGCGGCCGAGGCACGCGCGGCGGAGCUGACCUCGGCCAUGGCGGACGCCCUGCGCGCCGACGCGCCCGAGCCGGGGCCGGCGGGGAAGCUCCGCGGCAAGCUCGGCGUCGCCGCGGACCACUACAGUUGGGCGUUUCGGCCAGUGCUCCCUGCGCGCCCUGUCCGAGCGGCAGAGAGCGAAGCCGCGGCCGGACUGGGCGCUCGGGCCGGCCCAGCAGCUUGCCUUCACGUCUGGCAGCGAUUGCUGGCUGGAGAUAACGGAGAAGAUGGAGCGCUGUGUUCACGCGGCGCAGACAAGACAGUCGACGUCGCCAUGCUCGCGGACGGCCGCUGCCCAGAGGCCGCCAAAAGAGCCGCGGCUCCUUUGGCCAGGCUGGGGUGGAUUGGGCAUGGGCGGGCGGCAUUCUUCAAGCCGUCCGGCGAGGUCUUCGUGGGCUCCCACGACGUCGCGGCGCGGGCGGGGGAGUGGCUGCCCCGCAAAAACCAGAUCACAUGGUGGAGCUACGUUCGCGCUGCCAGCGGCCGAGGGGGCAUCGAUCAAGGGUUUUUUUCCAAGUCCGAGGACGUGUGUGAGAUUGCCAGCCUGUUCUGGCACAUGGCAAUAGUCGACGCAGUGUCCCAGCACAGCGAGCUCCUGAAGCUGAACCUUUCCGUCACUGUCGCAGACCCCCUCCAGGAGGACUGCCCGUUGAUCGCGUGCAGCAACGGGUUCACGACACUCACUGGUUACACCGUUGAGGAGGUCAUGGGCCGCAAUUGCCGCUUCCUGCUCAGCGGUGUGCCGGAUCACGACAUCGACGAGGACACGCGACUUCGGUGCCGCCUUUAUGUUCGCACCACCAAGGGCUCUCCUGAGGAUCCGGUCCCCGACGAGACGAUAACUGAGUAUCUGAAGACACAACCUUGGAUGACUGCGCGCCCAGGCGAGAUCAUCUGUGUGCAGACCAACGCCAUGAAAUCUGGCGAGCUGUUCAGGAACAUGUUCUACAUGAAGCAGGUCGAGCUCAACGAUCGGCCCUUCAUCCUGGGCCUGCAGGCCAGGCUGCCAGAGGAGUGGCAGCAAAACGACGCGAACGAGGUGCAGUUGGCCUCCUUCUGCCACCAGGCGUUCGCGCGCCUCAGCGACAACAUGCGCGCCGUCGAGGACGUCCUCAGCCGCAACUUCUGGUACUCGGCCUCCGCCCGGCGGCAGACCGGCCCCAAGUCCGUGAAGCCCGCGUUCGCGCUGCAGGCCGGUGUCGGCCUGGCGGUGCUGCACUCGGACCCCCCGACUGGCUUUGCCGCCCAGGUGCGGCGUGGGGCCGCUGCCGCCAGGGCCCUCGCCGCCAAAGAAGGCGACCUCGGCUUCGGCGACGCCGGCGCCGAGUGGAGCCGCUUCGUGUCGGACACCUCCACGGCCAUGACGUCUGGCCUCGACGACAUCGACGUGGGCUUCGACGUGGCGAGCGUGCAGCCCUGGCCCGCGGGCCGCCUCGAGACGCUGGGGAAGAUCGAGGACGCGAGCCGCAAUCAGGGCAGCGUGUGCCUCGUGAGGACCGUCGACGAGGGGGUGCUGCUGGCCGUGAAGCGGAUGCCCAACGCCUGGAUCCGAGACUCGCCGCAGGCCUUCGAGGAGGCGCACCCGGGCGAGAUCGAGCAGCCGUGGAGCGACAUCGGCUGCAACUGUUUCCUCAACAGCGUGGGCUACCCAUACUGCAUGCAGUUGUUCUGCGUCUACCGUGACCAGGAGGCGACGAGCGUUGUCACAGAGUUCGCCAACGGGGGUGACCUCUUCGAGUGGGCCUCCGAGCUGAAGGAGCAGCCCGGUCUGGAGCGCGAGCUGCGCGUCAAGCCCCUGAUCAAGCAGAUCAUGCACGCUGUCCAGUGCCUCCACAAUCUGUCCGUCGUCCAUGGCGACCUCUCCAUGGAAAACGUGCUGCUCAGCACGCGCGAGGGCGCCGACUCCCCACGGGCCCGGCUCAUCGACUUCGGGGCCGCAACCGCCCAGCGUUUCGUUGCGCAGCGUGCCACGGGCAAGCCGAGCUACCAGGCGCCUGAGAUGUUCGACGACGUGGGUCCCAGGGACGGCUUCCUGUCCGACGCGUUCUCAGUGGGGGUGAUGCUGUACGCCAUGUGCCUGAUGGACUACCCCUGGGUCUCGACGUCUGGGGGUGACAAGUGCUUCGAGUACGUGAAGGCGAAGGGCGUCGCGGCGUUCUUCAAGAAGCGGAGGCCUCCGAGCUGCAGAAGGGCCAUUGCGAGAUCGCGUCGCCCGAGCUCUGCUCCCUGCUCGCGGGCCUGCUGGAGCUCGACCCGUCCAAGCGCCUGA
Molecule: messenger RNA, 4839 nt
Organism: Prorocentrum cordatum
Lineage: Eukaryota; Dinophyceae; Prorocentrales; Prorocentraceae
Source: the annotation of a GenBank genome assembly